UUCUCUCUGUCUCCCCCUCCCGUUUCUGCCUCUGUCUCUCUCUUUUUUUUUCACUAUUAUUUUCCACUCGCUUCUCGCAGUUUAAAAUGGCGGCGUUGAGCAGCGCCGAGUCCCCACCGCCCGUCUUCAACGGAGACGCCAUGGACCGCGAUCCGGAGCGGGAGAGGGGACUGGGCGAGCUAGCCGCCGGCCUGGAUCCCGUAUGCUCCGGGGGGAUCCCCGAUGGCCACCAGGACAUUCCGGAGGAGAUUUGGAAUAUCAAGCAGAUGAUAAAGUUGACGCAGGAGCACCUGGAAGCUCUUCUGGACAAGUUUGGUGGUGAGCACAAUCCUCCAUCGAUAUACCUGGAGGCCUAUGAGGAGUACACCAGCAAGCUGGAUGCCCUGCAGCAGCGGGAGCAGCAGUUGCUGGAGGCCAUUGGCAACGGAGCUGAUUUUCCCUGUCCCGCGUCGUCGCCUGGUCCCAGUCCCGGUCCCGGACCCGGCCCUGCUCUCCUGGACAUGAGGCUUGGGGGCAUGCAGGGCUUCCCAGCAGCCCCCACCACUUUGGCCGUACUGCCGACACCCACCGACCCCGCCCGCAACAAUCCCAAGUCCCCCCAGAAACCCAUCGUGCGGGUCUUCCUACCCAACAAGCAGAGGACAGUGGUGCCAGCCCGCUGCGGCAUGACUGUCAGAGACUCGCUCAAAAAGGCCCUAAUGAUGCGAGGGCUCAUCCCAGAAUGCUGUGCGGUGUACAGAAUACAGGACGGGGAGAAGAAGCCAAUUGGCUGGGACAUGGACAUUUCCUGGCUCACUGGGGAGGAGCUACACGUGGAGGUUUUAGAAAAUGUGCCGUUGACGACGCAUAAUUUCGUGCGGAAGACCUUCUUCACGCUGGCCUUCUGCGACUUCUGCCGGAAGCUUCUAUUCCAGGGCUUCCGCUGCCAGACGUGCGGUUACAAGUUCCACCAGCGCUGCAGCACGGAGGUGCCGCUCAUGUGCGUCAACUACGACCAGCUGGAUUUGCUAUUGGUCUCCAAAUUCUUCGAACACCAUCCUAUAACGCACGAAGACACGUCCUCAGAGGGCACCACACCCGUGUCAGAGCUCUGUCCCUCCAUGCCGCCCUCUGACUCAACCGGGUCCUUGUGCCAUCCCUCCACCUCCCCGUCCAAGUCCAUCCCCAUCCCGCAAACCUUCCGUCCUGGCGAUGAGGAUCAUCGCAACCAGUUUGGCCAGAGGGAUCGCUCGUCCUCGGCCCCCAACGUGCACAUCAACACCAUCGAGCCGGUCAACAUUGAUGACUUGAUUCGAGAUCAAGGGUUGCAGAGGUCAGAUGGAGCCCCCCCGGGCCAACCUGCUCGCUGCUUGAGGAAGCACCGAACACGGACCUCAAGCCCCCUACUUUACUCCUACCCCAAUGACAUUGUGUUUGAUUUUGAGCCUGGCCCUGUGUUUCGAGGAUCUGCCACGGGGCUCUCGGCCACGCCCCCCGCCUCCCUGCCUGGCUCACUGACCAGCGUCAAGGCUCCGCAGAAGUCGCCGGGCCAGCAGAGGGAGCGCAAGUCCUCCUCGUCGUCCGAGGACCGCAACAAAAUGAAAUCUCUGGGUCGGAGGGACUCGAGUGACGACUGGGAGAUUCCGGAAGGCCAGAUCACACUGGGCCAGAGGAUAGGCUCCGGGUCCUUUGGGACGGUUUACAAGGGGAAGUGGCACGGUGACGUGGCUGUGAAGAUGCUCAAUGUCACUGCCCCCACUCCUCAGCAGCUACAGGCCUUCAAGAACGAAGUGGGCGUUCUCAGGAAAACACGGCAUGUCAACAUCCUGCUGUUCAUGGGCUACACCACCAAGCCCCAGCUGGCCAUCGUCACGCAAUGGUGCGAGGGCUCCAGCCUCUACCACCACCUGCACAUCAUCGAGACCAAGUUUGAGAUGAUCAAGCUCAUCGACAUCGCCCGGCAGACCGCCCAGGGCAUGGACUACUUGCACGCCAAGUCCAUCAUCCACAGGGACCUGAAGAGCAACAACAUUUUCCUGCAUGAGGACUUGACGGUGAAGAUCGGUGACUUCGGCCUGGCCACGGUGAAGUCACGCUGGAGUGGCUCGCACCAGUUCGAGCAGCUCUCUGGCUCCAUCCUGUGGAUGGCACCAGAAGUGAUUCGCCUGCAGGAUAAGAACCCCUACAGCUUCCAGUCGGAUGUGUACGCCUUUGGGAUUGUGCUGUAUGAGCUCAUGUCUGGAGCGCUGCCCUAUUCCAACAUCAACAAUAGGGAUCAGAUCAUCUUCAUGGUGGGGAGGGGCUACCUGUCUCCGGACCUCAGCAAGGUGCGCAGCAAUUGUCCCAAGGCCAUGAAGAGGCUGAUGGCUGACUGCCUGAAGAAGAAGAGGGAGGAGCGCCCCCUCUUCCCUCAGAUCCUGGCCUCCAUUGAGCUGCUGGCUCGCUCCCUGCCCAAGAUCCACCGCAGCGCCUCGGAGCCAUCGCUGAACCGCGCCGGCUUCCAGACCGAGGACUUCAGCCUGUACACCUGCGCCUCCCCCAAGACCCCCAUCCAGGCGGGGGGAUAUGGGGAGUUCUCAGCAUUUAAGUAGACGGAUUCUGCCUGUUCAUCCCUCGUCACUUUAAAGAAAAAGACUUAAAAAAAAAAAAAAACGAAAAACAAAAAAAAAAUGGAAAAAAGGAAAAAAAAGUCUUGUGUUCCUACAGUGGGUCCAUCCAUUACAAACAAAUAGUUACAAAGAAUGUGAUGUUUUCCUUAUUGUUAUCUGAAGAGCAACAGCUGUGCUGGAGCAGCCAAAAAACAGUCUCACUCGAAUGAGGAAGAGAAUAUGGACAAUAUGGCUGAAGGAGAGCGAGGGGCUCCAGACGCUUGGAUGAAGAGCCCCCUCCAACGCCAUCACAAGGCGGAAUGAAGGACGAGGGGAGUCGACGAUGGGCGGGGGAGGGGGGCAGCUCAGCUGUUGCUGGGGAGAUGCCUAAUCUUGUCCCUCCUUCAUGGGGGAGGGAAUGGGGAGAAGUGUCACGCAAGGUGAGCUGGAGAACGGCAGCCAUUCUUUGACCAAUGGCAUUGGAGGGGGAGGGAGAUGCAGCAUUUUUCUGCCUGUUCAUUGGCUGGAGAAGGGUGAUGGGCACAAGUCACAGCCAAUCACAGGCCAUGGAGGGACACGGGCAGCUAAUGCUAAUGGAAGACAACUUGAAUGGUUUUCUUUGUUUCAUAUGGCUGUUUUUUGUCUUCUUACCUUGGUGUUGGGAUUUGGAGACAGACACCGCCGACUUUUAGACCUUGAGUUUAUUAUUUUGUUUGUUUAUCAGGUUAUGUUGUGAGAGAAGAAUGACGAAUUACAUUCCAUCGCAGGCUAAUCACUGCACUUUUGAUGCGCUAUGAAGAAGCUACAGAAUAAGUAACCUGUCUGCUCACGGACGAAGGCUAUCAAGUCUCCAAAACCCCCCACCCCCUGUUUCCCAAAAUGUGCAUGUCAGUCUCUGGAAUGCAUGUUCGCCGUGUGUCUGUGGAGGUCAGUGUGAUAACAGGGGGAGUUUAUGGGUAUGUGAACGUCAGCAGUCUGCCAGCGAGGAGGACCUAUAUCUGAAAGCAGUCUCUCGGUUGUGAAGUUUCCAGAAAGCCUCUGACGCUUUGGCCAAUAAGCAUGAUCAUCCUUCUUGGUCCAUCUGCCCCCUGCUGGCUAUGGUGGGAAUGGAAGUUUGGACCCAGAACAGGAAGCUGUUUGAAUGAGUCUGUUUUAAUUAGUCUUGCUACUGUGAGGUUUACACUUCUGUCACACAUCGUGCCACAAUAAGCCAGAUUCCUUAAUGCAAUGAAUAAUUUGUUUGCGUGUGUCUGUUUGCAAGCUUUUUGUCAGCAGUGGCGUCUGAUCGCCGUGGUUUCCUGCCGCUUUCCGCCAAAUUUAUUUCCUGAUCCUUCAGUGAAAAAAGACAUUUUUGUUUUUGAAUUUUUUUUUUGUCUUGCCCUGAAUUCACAUGCAUCCCACUGGUGUGAUUUCUCGUGGGAGAAGCAAAGUCACAUCAGAUGACUGUUUACCUGUUAAUCUAGCUGUCUGCUGGCCUCGCUGGUGUUCUGAAGGCCCUCGUGGAGAAUAGAUCCCACCCCAAUGUCCCACACCUACAUGUAUUCACAUUCCAGUGUUUAAGGGUCACAGGUUUUUAUUUAUUUAUUUUUGCUUUUUUGUUUUCCUAAGCAGAUUUGUGGACAGGCCGGCCUGAGAAGAUUAGAUAAUAUUAUUAUUUAUGGGAAAAAUAUUUUAAUGAUUGUUUGUUUGAGAACUUUUGUGCUUUUCUUGUCUCCGUAACUGCUUUUCUGUCAGAUGUUUACUUGCACUUUGUAGUAAUGGAUCCAACCAUAUAUGGAACACUUUAAUUUUAUAUGAGCAUCUGUGUGUGCGUGUGUGUGUGUGUGCGUGUGUGAAGCUGCAUCAUUUACUGCUUAGUCUAUGCCCAAACUGCCAUAUUAUGUUGGCAUGAAUCCCAGACCCUCUGUUUUGCAGGAUUUUUGCAUAAAUUCUGUCUGAGACUCUGUUAAGCAGAAGGGGGGGGGGGGCUGUAACAUCAACACCUGGUGUCUUUCUGUGGCACUGUACUGCGUACCUGGGGGGGGAUGUGGAAACACUGGUCUAGCCCCUGCUUAGGAGAGGGAACUUUUGGAUUGGGAAUGUGAGUGAACGUGUUCCAUGUGGGUCCUGUCAGAGCUGAGGUAGACUUCCGUGCCCUUUAGGUAAAUCAGAAUGUAUACAGAUGACUGGCCAUUUAUAUUUUUAAGCGGGCAGGAGGUCUGUCACGGUGGAGGGAAGGUGAGUCAUUGUGGUUGUAUGUUGCAUUAAUUAUAUGAUUAUAUGUGCGUAUGCAGUCACACGCUGCUGGUUCAGUUGCACAGAUGCGCUGAACUUGUUUAGCAACAGUGCAGUUAGAGUGGCAUCUUCACCCCUUUGCUGGUUUAAGGAUGGACGUUUCUUUCUUAAGUCCAGACCCCCAUACAGUGGAUGGGAUUGGCCCCCAGAAUUCAUCACAGCUGGCAGUCAUGUUCAGCUGAGGUGGGGGUGGGCAGUGGAAUUGGCCUAUUCAGAUGUAGGACACACACACACACACACACACACACACACACACACACACACACGGACACACCUGUUCCACUGUGACUCCUCCCCCUACUUGCUCUGAACUUUUUAGCUAUAGGCUACACAUGCUGGGCAAAUCAUUUGUAAAAAUCUGAUUUAGUACUAAACAUCCCCCCAUGCCUACAAAAUCACCAUAAUCUUUAACUGCUAAUUGUCUCACAGGAAGACUGUAACACUGACCAAUAACAAAUAUAGACCAGGAUCAUAACUUGGCAAACUGUAUAGGAGCAGAGAUCAGCUGAUUUUAAGCUGGGAGGGAGCAUUAAACCCCCCCCCCCUCAUAGCUGCAGGGAGAACUGUGGGACACUCAGUGGACAGAUAUGAGAUUAAUGGGGUCUCUGAUGCAGAAUUAUGUUAAUUUAAAUUUACUUUAGUGUUUUCUUUUUUUCCCCUCUUCAGAGCAGCCUGUAUGGAUUAGUGUUAUAUUCAGUUAUAACUGGGUAUUUAGCAACGCCAGUGAAUUUAAAGUUAAUUUGACCUUGGGGUCUCGUCAUCGGCCUGUGCUCUGUGCUGCCUGAGGCUUCUGGCCCCAGUGCCGUUGCUGGAUUCAUGUCCAAAAAUGUUUGAAUUGUACAUCCAAACCUUCUGGUCUAACCUUCACCAGUGGAUCAGUCUGACAGCAAAGCCAGCCCUGCUUCCUGUCAAUGAGAUGCAUGCAGUUUGUUGUAAACCUGCAUUCGGCUGUGUCACUACGCAGGGGGUCAAAGGUCAACUGCUGCGCCCAGAUAAUAUUCGUCCUCUUCCUAGCCUUAUGGGAGGGAUCUGUCAUGACCGUUAAAUCUCCAGUCCUUGUGGCUCUGCCAGGACCUGAUGAAAACCCGUUCCACGCGUGGCCGCCGUUCCAGAUGAUCCAGACUGAAGCCAAAUUCGAAAUAAUGUAGCGUCUCCUGGUCUCCGUUCAUCUAUUGGCUGAGCUGUAACCUAUCGGUACUGAUGAAUGGGAUCUCAGGGUAUUUCCUCGAUGUUUACAGUGAUUGGUCCUUGAGCUAUAGAAGUACCUGGAUGGCCCUUGGACAGCCACUCACGCUCCACGCCGCCCCUCCGAGAGAGUGUGGCGGGGCUUAUGGGUAAUGGCCAGUGGCUCGUCCUACGAAGGACUCUUUGGGGAGACGUUGAUGGCCGUGGCUGUCUGUUCACACGCAACACGUUUUUGUUUUGAAGUCUUUUGUCAUUUUGUUUAUAUAUUUUGUGUUAAGUUGGUGUAGAAUUAGACUUAGUUUUCUUGUUAGCGUGAUGACUGUAAAGGUUGAAUGAACUGAUUUCCCAACUGUAUGAUUGUGACGGAGGAUGGAAAAGAAAAAUAAACACCCCCCCCCCCCCCUUUCGUGAAGGCUGACUCUGCGGGGGGGCCGAGCCACCCGCCCGCUUGCUGCGGUCUGUACGGAAGGCGACGUCCUCGCUGACCUAUUUAUUUUUCGACGCCCCCGUCCGGGCUGCUGUGUGUGACGGUGUGACAUCAAAAGCAUACAAUAUAAUAAACUGCAGAACACGCGGGGAACUUGUGUUUUAAGAUAGCUGUAUUUAUUUUCUAUAAAUAUUUUAUUUUUUAAAAGGAUGUUGUUACAGAGGUUUAUCUUUUAAAGCGAGCGUGAACCAUAGAGAUUAUGGACUAAUUUGGUUUCGACUUGACUGUCAUGUUUGACCCCUCCCUCGCUGUCGUUUUACUCUUUUCUUUUAUUUUUCUGUGCUGUCAUCAUGCCCUUCCUUCACUUUAUGGUCCCUCUCCGUAUCCUGGGUCUGUAUCCACCAGCACCCCCCCCCCCUUCACCUGCCCACACCUCUAACUUCCUCAUCUAAGAACUGUCUGCCACAUUCCCUCAGGGUGGCAGCACUUGUAAAUUUGUACAAUGAAAAUAUUGUCAGUUUGCUAGAAGGCAUGGAGACUAAAACAAUGGAAAAAAAAAAUAAAAGCUUAAGAUGAUAAAGUUUUGAUAGAUGAAAUUCUAAGAAACUAUUUCAGUGUAAAAAUAUUUAAGACUGUAUUAUAUUAAAAGAAAAAGAGGUUAAUGUAUUUGUUGUGAAUAUGAGAAACGGAUAUAUUAAAGUGCAUGAAACAUUGUCAA
Molecule: messenger RNA, 7171 nt
Organism: Paramormyrops kingsleyae
Lineage: Eukaryota; Metazoa; Chordata; Actinopteri; Osteoglossiformes; Mormyridae
Gene: braf
Product: B-Raf proto-oncogene, serine/threonine kinase
Biological process (GO): MAPK cascade; protein phosphorylation
Cellular component (GO): mitochondrion; plasma membrane; cytosol
Molecular function (GO): ATP binding; MAP kinase kinase kinase activity
Source: RefSeq, a predicted model, not a curated record